AUGACCUCCUUCAUUCGAACAUUCGCUCGAGUAUGCCCAAGUUCUGGUCUCACGAAGAGGAGCUUGUUCGUUUUCUCCCGUUACGCUUUUAAUACACCCUCCAAGGUUUCUCCAACUGGUCCCCUCGCUCAUUCCCAUAUCCUCCGGCCUUUCCACACCUCUCCUGCUACCUCAGCGACUAUGAAUCAAGCUAUGAAACGCAAAAAGAAACCCCUGCGUAGGACCGCCCUAACGGCCUCCCCUUUACUAGAGAGAUGUCCACAGAAAAAAGGCGUUUGCACUCAGAUAAUGAUUCGGACACCAAAGAAACCCAAUUCAGCCAAGCGGAAAGUUGCGAGAGUCAAGUUAACGAAUGGAGAGUCGGUCAUGGCGUAUAUUCAGGGAGAGGGACAUAAUUUGCAAGAGCACAGUGUUGUGUUAGUUAGAGGAGGUCGUGUGAAGGAUUUGCCUGGAGUGAAAUACCAUCUUGUUCGUGGGGCCUUGGACUUUGGUGGUGUACCUGGGAGGAUGACGGCUAGAAGUAGAUACGGGGCGAAGAAACCGAAGAAGUAG
Messenger RNA from Marasmius oreades (fairy-ring Marasmius), 552 nucleotides. RefSeq lists its product as uncharacterized. The record is from RefSeq and is a predicted model, not a curated record. The transcript is spliced from 3 exons. Gene Ontology annotation, biological process: translation. Gene Ontology annotation, cellular component: small ribosomal subunit; ribosome. NCBI's taxonomy places the organism in Eukaryota, Fungi, Basidiomycota, Agaricomycetes, Agaricales, Marasmiaceae. Gene Ontology annotation, molecular function: structural constituent of ribosome. The coding region runs from base 1 to 552 and encodes 183 amino acids.